GAAUGAAGAUUCUUUGGGAAAGUAGAAAUUGGCCUGGAGCUAGUAUUGAACAGUCAAUUUCAUGUCUCAGUUGGGCUCCAUCUUCAAAGGAAGGGAGAGGGCUGUUAAGCGUCGGUUGUGAAACGGGUUCAGUUGGUGUCACUUACACGGAUUUGGGAUCUGAUCAUGAUUGUUACAAACGGUUGGUUUUUAAUUUGUUUAACAUCUCUUAUUUGCUUAACUUAGAGACCGGCAAAACCGAACUUUCGGGAUCCCGAGGCGGGAUUUUUUUCUCAAUCGAUGCCGUGACGGUAUCCCGAGGGAUAAAUCCCGGAUCCCGAAUGACCCCAAAAAUCCGGGAUUUCGGGAUCCCGGAAAUCCCGUCGGGAUCCCGUCCCGCGCCGGUCUGAGAAACUUUUAAAAAAUAUAUGCUGAAUAUAUUUUUAAAAUAUAUGCUGAUGAUAUUAAACUGUAUGUAGAACAUAACAAUGAUAACAAUAGAAAUAAGCUUAUAGAAUCUCUUUUAAUUAUUGAAAAAUGGGCUAAGAAUAAUGGAUUAAGGAUUUCUAUAGAUAAAUGCCUCUGCCUAUACAUAGGUAAGAAUAAUGAUAAGCAACAAUAUUUUAUAGAUGGACAACCAAUCAAGAAAGAGAAUUGUGUUCGCGAUCUUGGAAUAUUAAUAGACACAGAUCUAUCCUUUUCUGCACAUAUAACUAAAAUUACAAAACAAGCCUAUUUAAUAAUGAUGUAUCAAAUAUUUAGAAUAUUUAAAUCCAAGUAUCUUGAUAAUUUAGUUUUUGUAUUUAAAACAUAUUUGCGCCCUCUCUUAGAGUACGCGACUGAAAUUUGGAGUCCCUUAAGAAAAGAUCACUUAAUUUCGCUUGAAAAAAUUCAAAAAAUCUUUACCAAAAAAGCCUUUAAACAAUGCGGAUUAGUUGAUAAACCUUAUGAAAUUAGACUACAAAUUUGUAAAUUAAAAAAAUUAGAGGAAAGAAGAGUACUUGCCGAUCUUUGCAUGACUUAUAAAAUACUUAAUAAUUUCACACAUUUGGAACAAGAAAAAUACUUUACUCUAACUAAAAGGGCCAAAAGAAGAAUUCAUCUUUUACAAAAUAAAAGAUUCACUAGCAAGUCAAAAAAUAACUUCUUUGCUCGCAUAGUCUCCUUAUGGAACAAAUUACCUAGGGAAAUUGUUGAGAUUAGAGAUUUAAAAAAAUUCAGGGAAUAUACCAAAAGAAUUGAUUUACUUAGUCUGUCUGGUACCUAGUGUUUAAAAAAAAAAUUUUUUUUUAUAUACAAAAUAUUCAUUUUUACAUUCAAUACUUAAUUUUUUAUUUAUUUUUUCUUAAAUUUAUUGUAUUCACAACUUAUACAUAUUUUGUUUUUUUUUACAAUCACUGUCAGUGUACUUUUAUUUGUACCUGUGAUUGCUGCAUAAAUAUUAAAAAAAAAAAAACACCCUGUAUAUAUGGGAGAGGUGUAGCAAAACCGAAAAGUACCGCAACAAUAAUUAGCUGCAGCUGUCAAUAAUAUUUCAACAACUGGCAAAGUAAUUUUGGCGUUAUGUCCGCUGGCUAAAUUUUUGUCCUUUCCUUUAUCGAU
Meloidogyne enterolobii is the source of this 1581-nucleotide messenger RNA. NCBI's taxonomy places the organism in Eukaryota, Metazoa, Nematoda, Chromadorea, Rhabditida, Meloidogynidae. The record is from the annotation of a GenBank genome assembly.